AUGACAGAAGCAGACGCUCAGAGACGGGUCAGAGCCGCAGCUCCUUGCCGGACGGAUCCAGAGAGCUGCAGAGGUGCUAAAAGCCCCAAAGUGACCUCGACCUGCCCACCGCCACCACUACAGCCAGACCCGCGAAAUGGACGGUACCAGGACUUGACUUCCAUCCAUGCGCUCGACACUGCUCGAUCAGAGGACUUUUACGCACUGUCGUCGCCCGCCGCGUCUCCGGGGUUGACCGUGAACGGUUCCGGUAACGGCAAAGCCAAACGCAAGCGGGUGAUCAGCACCGUGCAGCGCCGGGCCGCGAACAUCCGCGAGCGCAAACGGAUGUUCAGCCUGAACGAGGCGUUCGAGCGUCUGCGCGGGAAAGUUCCCACGUUCGCCUACGAGAAGAGACUGUCGCGCAUCGAGACUCUGCGCCUGGCCAUCAUCUACAUCGCCUUCAUGACGGACAUGCUCGAGAACAACUGAACUUAUAUUCAAUAUUUCAAUUGCAUUGUUUAGAUCAACGUUUA
Molecule: messenger RNA, 515 nt
Organism: Pimephales promelas (fathead minnow)
Lineage: Eukaryota; Metazoa; Chordata; Actinopteri; Cypriniformes; Leuciscidae
Source: RefSeq, a predicted model, not a curated record